UUGUCAUCACAGACUAAAAUAGGACGUGAUGUAUGUUAGUGAGGUUGUGUGCAGCCGUGAAUGACGGAUGGGAAAUGAAAUUCCUGGCGGUGUAUGUGACCUGAAAAUGUCAGGCUACGUAGAGCCCAACUCUAGUUGUGCCUCUGAUUUGACCACGGUAUGUUAAUAAGCCUGCGAGAGAUCCACGGAAAGCAACCACAAGUCUGCUCAGUCAGACCAACUGCGCUUUGGCCAGGAAAACCCCCGCCACCACUGACAGUAGAUCUGAAGUAAAAAACUGUUCCCCUGCAUGCCACUGAUGACCGUGGUACAGCCGUCAUUAAUAGCCUUCGGCGAUUUGGACCAAGUCUGUAGAAGAUACGGUUUGUCAGUUCCUUAGCUAACAGGCAGUGAUGUGCCGACACAGGGAGGAAGGGAUACUUGCUGAAUGCAGGCUGUAACACGGAGGCUAUGUACAGGUCAGGGACGAUGGCUUACCAUGGGAACUGCUGUGUGUGCGCCCUGACACUCUGUCUGUGUGUGUUCGGCAGUAUGUCCACAUCCACAGGCGUCUGCCUCCUUCUUAGUUACAAGAAAUUUGGCGGUAUGUCUUCAACGGAGCGCACCUUUCCGACCGGGGACUGGACGAAAGUUGCCGGCAUUGUCAUAAGCAGUGCUGGUGCUGUUAUGUUCAUUAGCGGAAUUCUGUUAGCCUUCUGCUGUCUCACUACUGGUAUGACCCCGAAGUCAAAAGAAAAAUCACAUAACAAAUACGAGAUUUUUCACAACGAUAGCGAGGACCAAACUGAGAAAAAACAGGAAUCCGAAAAGUGCCAAACUGAACGGAAAUCCAGAACGAAGUCGUCCGGAACUGUUGAUGUAAAGAGUGUAUCAUUUGUGGACUGUGCUUACGACGUGGCAUUUAUAGAGCAGGAAAACACCGGUGCUAAGGCUCUCCAACAGCCAUCUCCGAAGCGAAAUGAUGGGGUAGAAAACAACGCCAUUGAGUGUGUAUCGGAGGGCGAGACUUGUACAGACCUCGACAUGGAUAGGGAGCCGCGGAUAGAAUAUCCCAGUGUUAAUCUCGACGCAUCGAAGACGUUCCCAGAUGUCCAUAGAUACCACAGCGUUACCAUAUAAUUCCACAUAAAGUGCCAAAUACAGUAGGGAAUUGUGCAAUACUCAAAGAUAAAAUGCAUGGAUUGACAUCAUUUUAUUAAAAUCUUGAUAUUAACCUGUUUUCGCCGCGAUAUAUAGCUGCAUAAUAUUCCUGAUGUGAAUUGCGUAAUAUUAUAGUGAUUAAUUCCAUGGUAAUAUUGUGUUUGGAAGGAAGAGAAUUAUUGUUAUCACAGUUGCACGUACAUAUAUUCAUGAUGCACUUAAUCCGCAGUAACACUGGAUCGUACAUCUAUAUGAUUUCUGGGUCCGUCUCCACAAAGCUGCUUGUGACUUAAGUCAAACUUUAAAACCUCUUCAAAUUGAUUAUUUCUUGGUACUGAAAGUUGAAAUUUAGACACAUUUGUCUUGAGAAAACAUUGAUAAGGCGGGGAACAAAAUACGCGUUAAGAUCGUAUUCCCAAUUUUUGACUUAAGUCAGAACUGGCUUUUUGGAAUCUGUAUCGUGAGGUGAACCGACACCACCAAUCAUCUGCUGGCACGAUCAUUAGCACUGCACGACCAAUCGUGUGCCUGCGUCAUUCCCGAUCAGCCACGACAGGUGGUGCAACCAUGCUCAACUGGUGGUACGACCUUUCUGCGACCAGUAAAGCUCGGCAUAGUGGAGAGCAUAAGACACGACUUAACUCAACCCAACGGGUCGUACAAGAUUCACCCAAGACGCUGAAGGUCAUAUGGAGUUCAUACACUUAACGACUUCAGGACAACUCCAGUUGAGUUGCGUCGUUAUUUAUCAUAUAUAAGCUUUUACAAGCCGACGCAGCAGUCUGGCUGAGAUGAGCUAGGCUUUAAGCUUCAGUCGUUAUGUGCAUGUUGGUUUAAUCCACAGUCGUACGGCCAUCAGCCACUGGGAUCAUCAGCAUACGACCAGUUAGGCUCUCGUGCAUACAGAGUAUUAUGAUUUGAAAUCGCAGGUCAGAAGUUUUGUAUAUCAUCACCCAGGACUUCUGCGGAAAAUCACACCAUCUGUCUACGAUCUGUCCACGAUACCAACAAUUCGGUCGUAGUUAGGUGAUACAUUGAUCGCAGGAAUGAAUGGUGUCAUUACCACACAAGCCUUCAAUGGUAUGAGAUACAUUAUGUCCCAUCGAUAUGAAGCUACCUGGUCUUUAACGGUAAAGCAGGUGAUAUUUUUAAGCUAUUUAUUGACCAUUUUGUGUUCAUUUUAUACCAGAACAAGUGUCGUAUGGCAAUUUUGGACCAUAACGGUUUCUGAAACUUAAAUAUAGGAUUUAUCUUUUUAUAUUUGUGCGUGUCUUUAUGAAAUGACGGUAUCCUUGUUCAAAUCCGGAAAGGGAAUGAGUGUAGAUAAGUGUAUGUUAGGUAUGGAUAAGUAACGAUGUGUCCAGGGUAUUUGUAAGUGUCAUGUAUGAAGGACAUUUUAAAUGUAAACACUCUCCAUGAAUGGAUGAACAUGCGUGCAUUCUGUUUCGAAAUAUCCAUUGAGAGUGUGCUAGAGUUGCUAUAUUCACAUUUUCGUUUGACACAAAUUAUAGGUUGAUAUUUUCCCUGCAUGGUAUAUAGAUGGCCCACACAGGACUGCGAGCCAUAUUGGUAUAGAUUCCUAACGUCUUUCACUUUUCUUGGUAAUACAUACGUGUAGAGUAUACCACUAGUGUAAAUGUUGUUUACAAUUUUACUUGGCAAAAAUCUCCGCAUGUGCAAUCACAAUAUAGUAUACUGAUUUAUAAUGAUAUGACGGUGGAGUUUGACUUGUCUUUAGCGCUAAUAGACAUGCAGCCAGUCAGCUACUCCUGACUCUAUAUGUCCGAUAAUGUACAGCGAGGGAUUCUACUCCUUGCUUUGUUGUCCAUUCUUCACAAGCUCUUAUCGAUCCAUGUUAUAUAGAUGUCUUCCCAGUGAGAUCUUUGAUCUUUUGUUGCUCACAGGUAUCAAACUUGUUGCAUGGCGUCUUGAAUAGACCUGUGGUUCUAUAGUUCAUCCAUAGCUGACCAAACUCUUACGAUACCACAGGUUUGUACAACAUGUGGUAACACAACCAGAUUUAUCCAAGGUUGUCAUGACAACCUUAUGCCUGGUCAUGAAAGAGUCACUGUGUACUGAAGAUGCCGUCUCAGCGGAAUGGUAAAGUUCCAUCAUCAGCACUUCAUGGCAACUCCUACCACUCGAAUUUUUGUUUCAUCUUGCAGAAUACUGGUUAUGGUGGGUUUUUUUGUGGUUAGCCUACAUUUGUUAUAUUUUACAAAUGUGUGAAAGAGCAGUGUGAUGAGAGUUGUGAACUUGUAUCAUUUCAAUACGGAUAAUUACAACAAAGACAUUAUAAUGUUGCAUGUAUUUUUGUUGACCGGGUUAUAAUAGUAUUAAACGCUUUUACAGGACGUGCGACAUCAUACACCCUAAAGGCAUCGGAAAUUAUACUCCUUAUGCGCAUGCGCCGCUCCCAACGUUCUUUACAUCACCGCCACCUCUGGCAAAUUUUGUAUAUAAAUCUUGAACUACGCCGAGGUCACUGCUAUGGUGAUAAGGCAGGAAUUGAUGUAAGAAAACACCACAACUCUUUCUAAUGUUUCUAAUAAUACUUUAUACACAUACAUUCUGUUUACCUAAAGCACGCACAACAUUUUUCUAAUCAACACCUGAAACAAUUUUAUUGCUGAAUGCUGAUUAACUAAUCUACGAGAGGACACGGGGGGUGGGGUUAAGCGUGAACAGUCCUACGUGUCGCGCGCAGGCCUCUAAGGUCAAGCUUUUAUAGUGGUAGCAGUGAUCUAAAGCGAAACAGUCGCAUGCGCUGUAAGGAGUAUGACUGGGUAUUGGAAUUAAAACCAUCAGUUUAUGUACGAUAUUCUUGUGACAUGGUUUUACAUGUCCUGCUACUUAGUUACUAGGGUUAGAAGAUGGAAGGGUCAACAGAAAUUAGUAUUCACUCAGAAAUCAUUGUGAUUAAUUGUAGCAUUUAUACUAACCGAUUAUGUAUAUACAUUUAUUCUUUUGUACCGUGCAGGUGUAUGAUAAUGUCUCCACACAAAAUUAGGGACAUCACAGCUGAAGAGAUAGAGGUGUGCUGAAAGCAAUUUGACAGACAAUAAGUAUUAUUAAGUUUGUGUUUCAAUAUUUUGGUAUGUUGAGCCGAUUAGCCAUGAGGGCGUUUGACAUUCCAUCAAGAUAAGAUUUUAUAUGGUAACAGAAGAAAGUGAAACAGGUUUUGUUUACAUUCUACAGACAAUAAAGUUCGUUCGUGAUGAU
This is a messenger RNA of Liolophura sinensis, 4362 nucleotides long. RefSeq lists its product as uncharacterized. The transcript is spliced from 2 exons. The coding region runs from base 451 to 1119 and encodes 222 amino acids. The record is from RefSeq and is a predicted model, not a curated record. NCBI's taxonomy places the organism in Eukaryota, Metazoa, Mollusca, Polyplacophora, Chitonida, Chitonidae.